ACUAUGCAAAAUCCUUCUGCGUUUUAAUCGAUUUUUAUUUUGAUAGACUUUUUAAAUUAAGUUAAAAACAAAAAAGGUUUCUUUUAUUUAUUUUUAAAACGUUUAUGUUUAGUUGACUGCAUACCACUUUUGCAAGACCUUUUACUUUGGACAUUAGGUAUUUGACGAUGAUAGUUUCCACAUCUGUGCUAAAAACCUGAAACAGACCUCUAUAACUGCCAAGGAGCUUAUUUUAGGUUGGGGUUGCUUUCGGCUUUUGGGAUUGUGCCGUUGCCCAGGACAACUAGCAUAUGUCCAAUCAAUGGAAAAAUAAAUAAAACAAAUGUCGCUGUAGAGCAGGCACAGGAAUUCGGCUUGAUUACGGCAGUCAUAAAAAAGAAAUACCAAGACAUCUAUUUUGUGUGCCAGUUUAAAGUUUGACCCCGUUGGUGUGCGUCCACUAGUCCUGAUGGGUGAUUAGUUCCACAAAAAUAAUGACACCUAAACGAAAGCGUCGCGGGCGCAGCGAGGCGCGGGCCAGAACCAAAUCCAAAGGACAGACGGAGGCGAAGCACUUGCAACUGCUCGAGGAGCUGGAUUUGGCGGACAGCUGCUGCGAAAUCUGCCAUUGCGACUGCUACAGCUCCCACAGCAGCGCCUCUGUGAGUGGACGCGGCAAUCAGGUGCAAACGAGCGUGAAGGAGUUGGUGCAGCUGGACAAGGAAAUUCAGGCCUUGGAGCAACUACACCGGCGGGAGAGUGGCAAGUGUAAAAGAAGUGUCAGCAGCCAAAGCCUCAGAAGUGCUUCCAGGUCGCCAACGGAGGGGAAGUCCCCCCACAGCAGGCAGGGAUCUUCUGACUGCCAGAAAGGAAACACGGGCUCUGGCAGAAGUCGGAGGUCAAAAAGCGCUGGUAGCCGCGAGAGCGAGUCCAGAAAAAAGCCCUCACAGGAUAAAACAAAACCCAUUACUCAGGAUCGUCGACGGCACAUUGGCCAAAGAGAUUGCAGAAUGCUUCAACGAUUUCUUGCCCCCCCGAUAGACGCCCCCGCUCUAUCAAUCAUUGGACGGGCCAAGUCAAAGUCGCAGAACAAUAUAGCCCUGGUGUCAAGCCAACCGCAAGCCAAGAAAAGUUCGCUGUGCACCUCGAUGGCCAACUUGUGUCUUGCGCCCACGGUGAGGGCCGCUUUCCAGCAGGUGCCAAGUCACGACCAGAAGAUCCUUAAUUGUAUGGCGGAAAAGCGGAACCAGCAGGCCGCCGACAAAGAGACGGCCUGGCUGGCGCGUAAGUUCUGGGAAAACGAACGACUGGAGCGGCAGCUUCUCCGGGUGGAGCAGCUGGAGGCGUACAAGCAGGCGAUUCACGACAAACAGUUCCAGGACUACCUGGUAACCAAGGCGCGUCUGCAGUCAUUGGCUGAAAGGGAUCUGGCGGAACUAAAGCGACUGCGUGGAGCGCUCCACGCCAAGGACGCUGCGGCCAAAAAGCGGCUGGAAGCCAGGCGGCUAGAACGGGAUCUCAACUUCUGCCAGCGUCGGUGCGAGGAGUUGCGUCGCAGUGAGGCCGUCACUGUGCACCAGGAGGAGCAGCACUUGGACGAAACGUUGCGCAGGCGGGACAUAUGCAUGCGGCUCACGCAAAAGCUGCGUCGGGCGGGCGAGUUGCGAGGCCAGUUCCUGGAGGCGUAUCUGAAGCGGAUGCAGCACGACAACUUCGUGGAGCAGGCACACCAUGAGGAGCAAUGGCGGGAGCGACAGCAGGAGGAACGGCUGAGAAGGGAUCAGCUGCGCGAGGACAUUGAGCGCAAACGUCAUCAGUCCCAGCGCUUCGUCGAGUGUCGCCAGCGUCGGCAAGAUGACCGCUUCCGUACUGCCAAGAUCUCGGCUAGUCUGCGGGAACUGGUCCGGCAGUCGGUAACUCCCGAAGGGGCCACUAACGGCUCGGUUGGUCAGGAUAUCCCAGCCCUCAACACCUACGCCCAGCAGGAAGUGCAGCUGGGACGCUUGCUUUUCGAACAAUCUUCGCGGUAAGCACGUGUGUGGUUACUAAGUUAGUGAA
Drosophila subpulchrella is the source of this 2037-nucleotide messenger RNA. RefSeq names its product trichohyalin. NCBI's taxonomy places the organism in Eukaryota, Metazoa, Arthropoda, Insecta, Diptera, Drosophilidae. Bases 474 to 2009 code for a protein of 511 amino acids. The transcript has 2 exons. The record is from RefSeq and is a predicted model, not a curated record.